UUUCAUCACACUCACAUGCUCCAGCAGAGAGCGCACAUGCGUCAGAAGAGCGCAGCCCCGGCGCCUGAGCAGAAGGAUGCUCGGCGAGGUGUCGGCUGCAGCAUCAGCACCGCUCCUCCUCCUCCGGUCCGCAGCAUCGCUCUCUCUGCACUCUUUCUGUCUCCGACACUCCGAGGGAGAGAGGGAGGAGGGAAGACGCGCACGUGUUUUGUUUUGCAACUCCUGCGGUCGACCGACAGUUCUUCAAUGAACCAACACCAGAGGCACCUGAAGAUUGAACAGCCCAUCAUCUCCCUGAAGAGGUAUCAAAGACAGCUUCGUAACGACAGUAAAGGCAAAAUAGGCAGCGGGUUGAAAUGAAAAAGAUUUCAUGAGAUGACAAUUUGUCCCCAGAAUACUCAACUGAAGGGCCAUCGUCACACAGACCCUGAGGGAAAGAGACAGGCAAUUGAAAGAUCUCAUCUAUAACUCUAUAGAUGGCCUCAGCACCCUGGAGGUGUCUUUGAGUGAAUCAGCCAAAAGAUCAGGUCCGACAUGAGCAUCCCAACAAGUUUCCAGGGACUGAGGGUCAGAGGAGACAAGGUUGCAAACAAAACUCAGAUCCAGUUCCCCCAGUCUGGGGAUGAUAAUGCUAAUCAAUUACCUUCUAUUGGUGAUCAAGAAAGGAGGAGACUGACUAAGGACAAAGGCUACAGUUCCAUUCCUCCUUUAGUCUCCAAGAGUGAUUCCCCUGACAAGUUAGUGAUCUGGGGCUCUGAGCAGCAAUGCAUGGAGCCUGAGCUCAGCAAUUUUGAGCUUUUGGAGUGUCAGGGGAUACAUACAUUUUUGGGAAACAGGGACCAGGAGGAGGAGAAUGAAGAGGAGGAGGACGAUGGAGGAAGUAUGAGAGAGGGUCCCAUGUCAAUAUCCUCCAGUUCAACUGCCAGCUCUGCUUCAACUGGCAUGAGGAGAUAUGACAACGACUGCAACAAAGUGGAGACCAGAAUACAGAGGGGUAAAGAGGUGCAGAAAAGGAUGGCCUGCCAUAGCACUGAAGAGCUAGACACAUGCGUGACAGGUUCAAUAGAAAAAAGGAACUCCAGAUCAGGCAGGGACAGGCAGAGUGUGGGUCUGAAGGAGUCAAAGUCUGAGACAAAUGUGUUUGUCUCCAGUUUGUCAGCCAUCGCCCUCAGUGGGAGCUUGUCAUGUGCUCUGGAUAGUAGCGGGGAAGCACAGACUCCCAUCUCUCUGUCCAACUCCAAGACCAACGCUUAUCCAAAUGCCAACAACGCUACCUCAGCCCAGACCAGGAGAAGGGCAGUCCCUGCAGAUGCCAACCAGAACUCUGCAUCAUCGCAUCCUCAGGAGAAACAUGACUGUCCUCAAUUCUGCAGCCAAGAUCACAGGCAGAAGGAGGGAAGCCAUCAUAGAAAUGGAUUGUCCUCUGAUGUGGGGUUGGGCCAAAGGCGCAGGGCUGGAUUUGAUGAGAGGGCUCUGCCACCGCGACAGCAACAGCUAGUCAGACCCCUCUGUCAGACCGAGAUGGGAAGAGCAAGGAGCUCAGCAGAGCCCAAUGCUCAUCAAGAUGAGAGAGAGCAACCUACUUCUCCCAACAACACUACAGAUUAUUACAGUAAUGGGUCAAACAUAAAGUUUACAAGAUCAUCUUUACGUGAACCAUCAGAUUUCUCCCAUCUGUACAACACAUAUGCACUCUCCCAGCCCAGGCAGCCCAACCAAGCAGCCCAGAGAGAGGUGGACAAACAGCCAGCUCCAGCACCAAGGCAUCAUUCCUGCCCCCCCAACCCUUCCACCUUAGAGAAGAGACCCCAGACUCAGUUCACAUACAGAAGGAAUUGCUCCAGUCCCAACAGGACGGGUGUUGAAUCCAGGUCAUCUACCCCUCCCCACUCCCCUCUUAGGACACCCCAGGGCUCACCACGCAGGCAAACCGCCAUGUACCAUGUUUCCAGAAAUGUCUCUGGAGUGAGACACAUCCCAUCGGGAGGCAACCCUGCUGUAAUAACGUCAGCUCAGGGCCAUGGCAACAGUUGCUUGAGAGCACCAGUCAAAACUAAUAUAAGCACAAGUGGAAUCCCCAAAGCGCCUCUUAACAACCAACAGAUCUCCCCCCACCCUAACCACAACUCCAGCCCCAAAGAAAGCUCCCCAUCACCUAAACUUAAGCCCAAAGGAGUUCGCCCUAAAAUCAUUACUUAUGUGCGAAAGAAUCCUCAGUUCAAGCCUCAAGCUGCUGACGGACCUUAUCAGGUUUCCUCUCUACCGUCCAGGCUCUCGGCGAACUCUCAUGGCCAAACACCCACUUCCUUCAAAGGCACCGCUAAAGACCCCUGCAGGCCUGACACAGAAACCAGAGGAGCCCCAGCACUCAUUGCCCCCAAUCUGCUCUAUGACAAGUACCGCCAAGACAUGCAGACAAACAUCUUCCCAUCAGGUGUUCUGAGCAGGAGUAUCAGGCCCCCUGGUCACGCAAACACUGUUCCCCCUGCACACACACAUGUCAAUCCACAUGUGCACACCCACAGUCAUACAGCACCACCGAAACUGGGCAGCAAAGCAGACAACUUCUAUGGGACAACGUCAGAGGUGGCAAGAUCUUCCAGUGUAAAAGGAAGUUCUGCUGAGGACACGCUGCAGCCGCAGACAGCGGCUCAGGCCGGAGGGAGCGGCAGUCUCCUGCGCUCUGGCAGAGGACUGCGUCUGGGCCUGGGAGCUGUCAACAGGACGGCUACGGGCAUUGCCAAGGGCAGAGGGCCUGGUCAAGGUCAGAGGUCUGUGCUGGUCUUCAGCCAGCCUGUCCAGCCUGUCAGCCCAGCAACCAGUCAGAGAAGCCAAGACAACACAGAUGACCAGGUGUUCACCCAACAUGCUCCGGCUCCGGCGACGGCAGCGGCCCAGCCCCAGUCCGCCGCCUCCCGGUCUCUGCUGCCCAAGGCAAGCCAGACAGGCCUGCGGCCCCCGGGCUUCAGCUCCAGCCGUCACCCCGCAGGCCGCCUGGCGGCGUUCGGCUUCAUCAGGAGCUCCAGUGUGUCGUCCGUGACCUCGGCUCACUCUGCCGACAGCACACAGAGUGACCCCUGCAGGACAGCUCACCGUCUGAGCGUGAGUGAGGAGCCUCCUCCUCACAGAGUGACCACCAGCCCCCCGUCUGCAGAUCACCAGAGAGGGGCACCGUGCCGCAGCAACAGUCUCCAGCCGCCCUCCACCCCGGCUCUGCCGCGGCGCUACCUGCCUCCCCAGCCAAGGAGCUCCCCUGGAGUUGGCAGGAAGGAGUUUCAGCGGAGUUCCGAAGUCACCCGUUCUCUCCCGUCCUCCCCGAAGAGGCUGGCAGUGGUUCCCCCUAAACCUCAGUCCCCAGUCCAGUCUGGGCAGCGGCCCGCAGCGGCAGUGCGAGGGUCGGCUCCCCCGGGGUCCCCCCGCCGCGUGGCCCCCCUAAGGCUGCAGCAGGAGCAGCAGGAAAGCCUGCAGAGGGAGAAAGAGGAGGCUCAACAGAAAGAGAGAGCGAGGCAAGCAGAGGAGAGAGAAAAAGAGGAGCAGACAGAGGAGGUUCAGAGGCUGCAGGGACGAUGUGAACAGCAGGAGAGGCAGCUGAGAGCUCUGAGAGAAGAACUGAGGAAGACUUCCUUGGGUCUAGAAGCCUUCAUCAUCACCACUCAGCACUACUGCCUCAAGAAUAAAGCUACAGAGGAAAAUGAAAGGAAGCUGUCAGUGGAAAUGCAAAAGAUCCGAGAGGAAAUGGCAUCUAACUCGGUGCGGUGGGAGAGGCUCCAGCGGGAAAAGACGGCGUUGGAGGUGGCGUUCGAGCGAGAGCUGCAGGAGCUGCAGCUGCAGCAGGAGGCGGAGCUGGCUGCUGUGGAGGAGGGGCUCCGAAAGUGUCACUCGGCCGAGGCGGAACACCUGAAGGCGGAGUUUCGGUCAGAGAUGGAGGAGUUUAGGACACAGCAGCAGGAACUGGUGGAGGAAAUGACAGUCAACCACCAGGCAGCCAUUCAGGAGCUCAGAGACAUGCAUAACAUCACCAUGGCAACACUGCAUGAGGAGCACGCCCGUACCAUGAGAGACUUAAGGAAAGCUCAUGAGCAACAGAAGCUGCUUCUCGAGGAGGAAUUUGAAAAACACAGGCUUUCUCUGCAGGAUCAAGUGGACACGCUCACAUUUCAAAAUCAGAGUCUGAGGGACAAAGCCAGACGUUUUGAAGAGGCUUUGAGGAGGAGCACGGAUGAACACAUAGUUGAUGCUUUAGCUCCAUACCAGCACAUCGAGAAAGAUCUGAAGAGCUUGAAGGAGAUUGUAGAGAUGAAGAACCAGCAGAUACACCAGCAAGAUAAGAAGAUCUCUGACCUGGAGAAAGUGCAGGCCCAAAAGAACGUGUUCCUCGAGGAGAAGGUCCAGGUUCUGCAGCAGCAGAACGAAGAUCUGAAGACCCGUAUCGAUAUGAACCUAGCAUUGUCCAGGCAACUAUCGUCGGAGAACUCCAACCUCCAGGAGUCCGUCGAGAAGGAGAGCACCGAGAAGAAGCGUCUGAGUCGGAACAACGAGGAGCUGCUGUGGCGCCUCCAGACCAGUCCGCUCAUGUCCCCCGCCUCCUCCCCACUGCACCGCUCCUUCUCCACCUCCCCCGUCCCCUCAUCCCCAUUCUUCUCCUCCUCGCCUGUGCCAGGGUGCGAAUCCCCCACUCACUGUCACGGCUGUCCCCAGCAAGUUCAGUACUCCUCCCCUUCCCACAGAGCCACCACCAAUCAAAACCUCUCCCCGGGACCGGCCACGCCAACUCACAGGGCAGCAAGCAAUCAGAAUUACUCCCCCGGCCCGGCCACGCCCACACACAGAGCGUCGGCCAACCGUUGUAACUUAGCUGCUCGAUAAGCUCACGUCGUUCUCUCUCCAAUUUCUUACCUGGCUCGUUCUCUUUCAGUUCUUUCAUUCUCCUCCUUCCUUUCUCAAUGUGAAUGGAGCUGCAGUACAUGUUGUACACAAACGACAUGUCCAGUUAUUACAGGUAAAACUGGACAGAUAGUUCUUUGUCCCAACAUGUAUUGAUACUAAGUCUUGAAGUAGAGACUGUAUAUACUGUAUGAUAGUGAUGCAAGUGUUGACAUGUAGUUAAAACCUGCAUGAAUUGGAUGGUCAUGAGCCCCUCAGAAACAGGAAACAGAUGGAAAGUAGCACACUCUUUUAACCAAAACUCAAUUCUCCAGGGAGAUUUGAACACGGUCAUGUCCUCGAUAAAAUAAGUUAUAUUACUUUCUCAUAGUCAGUUAACUAUUAAUUGCAACUCUGAGUCAUGAACUGAAUCAGCCUUCAAGUUAAAUGUUUUUUUUUCAUUUGGAAAAAUCCCCAACAAAGCACCUUAUACUUGAUCCUGUGGUUUCGCCAGCAGAGAAGGACCAACGUGUUUUUUUCAUGAAGGACUUUACAUACAGAAUUGGUUUGUUAAAUCAGAGCUCAUAACGAUUUUCAGCCUCCUCAAGAUGAAUUUGACAUUUUGUAAAUUAGUUCAGUGCUGAUGUUUUACAUGUGUGGGACGUCCUCCCUGGAACCCGAGCCAUUUUACCUGCAAAAUGCAGAGGACUUGAUGAUCGAAAAAGUCUUUUAAAACCUUGCCAGUGGUUCCUACAACGUCCACAUGAGCUACUCUUCACUUUCAUGAUCCCUCAGGUCAACUUGCAAAAACGAAUACACCCGCCAUUUUAUAUUUACCUCAGUGGGAAUGUGCAGUCUGUUGUGUCUGCAACUCAGCAGCAUUAACAACGACAACAACAACAACAACAACAACAACACCGCUACAGAGAGAAAGAGAGAGAGAGCUCAGAGCUACAGGGGUACCUGGCAACAGGAAUCACUGUUUUAACGAUUAUUGUGGAUUUCUUUAUGAUGUGGUGUUUAUAUCUAAUUUAUUUGUUACAUGUGUUUUGCUACUUUAAGCAAGCAUGUACUGUGGAAGUCUGCCAGUCUUUACGUAAACUUAUUAUUGCCGUGAUCUGUCUCUUCAUUAUUAAGCUUGAGCUGUGAGGGAAAUGAAUGGUGUGUUUAACUCUAAAGUGUAAUACUCUCGGAGCUUAUACUGGAGAUUUCUAGGCUGUCAUAGGUGAUGUUCAGGGGACUGUGUUAUGAAAUGAUAUGAGUCUAUAAGCUAUAUGUAGAUAAAAAAAACAGUUUAACCCUCUGUUUACCUCUCUGUGACGUAUUAGAAUAGCGUAACCCUGUCUGAACCCGUGUUAACCCCUCAUAACCCGGGGUUAACUCCUCCUGCAUUGUUUAUUUGAAUGACACUUUUUUAUUCUUUGACUAUUAUGUUCCAAAAAGUUUUGCAAACUGAAUUUUCAGUGUAAUGAAUAUAUUGUUCAGGGAAUUGUUUUCUAAAUUUAGAUUAGAAACAUUUUUGUUUUUUGUAUAGCUUCUCUACAGAACAGUAAACACGAGAUAUUUCCCAAGAUGAUUUUCCACUUAUAUAAAACCCAAUAGAGAAACCAACCUUUGAUGUAUAAAAAAAAGAGAAUCAUUUUAUAGCAUACAGUAAAUCAUAGCUGCCUCCUGUACUAUACUGUACUGACUGAACUUACCCCUCAGGGCUCUAAUCUUUCAUCUGGCUUUGAACAAGUCAACACUGAAUAUGACUGAAUAUUAUAAAGUGUAAUCUCAGUGAUUUACUUGCACAUAAACACACAAAGUCAAAGCUACAUGAAAAUUAGCAUGGCCAGUUAGAUGGGGUAAGUCUGUGUUGUGUUGGCUAUUGGAAAAAAAUGCUAUUGGGAGCAUGGGUUAGGGUUUGUGACUAAUGUAAUAUUGUUAGGUAGAUGCAUGGGAAGAGGGGCGGGGGGCAGUAUCAAGGCCUACCAGAGGGCCCUGAAACUCCUUGCAGCCCCCCUGGUCACUUUUUCUGUUCAGUUACAGGUUGAGUAAAUGUAAACUUUUACCAGCAUGUAAAAAGUUUCUGAGUUGACAGUCUUUCCAGGAAUAAUCUUCUAAGUAGAUCUUUAAUUGCUAUAUACCAGCACUUUGAUGGUCAUGAAAAAAAGGUGGGGGAAAAAAUGUAUCUCAAUGUAUCUCACCGAUUUUUAUAACGACCCUGAUGAUUCUGGGAAUGUCUUUGCAUAACUAGCAGUUGGAAGAAUAUACCAGUCAGAAAGUCACUGUGCUUUCGAAUGUUUAGGAUUGCAGUUCAUGUACGCCACCGGAUGAUUCUUCAGGAGGCCUCCUCAAGGUCACCUCAGGUCCAAAAAAUACAAUAUUGCAAACAAAAACCAGUGUUUACAGCAUAAAACGAUGUUAAAUUUAUAUUUCACCUUUGAACGGACUUUGAUAUUUGAACAAUGAACUGGUAUUGUAAUGACCCUUCAAUGUGUCCUGUGGACAUGUGUUUCUCACACUGCGCUGAAUGUCGAAAAAAUGUAAUUUUAUACAAGUCAUUCUUGUGAUUUUGUUUGAUAUAGAAGGGCCUCUUUUCUGACCACUAUGUAGCAGCCACUUGAUAUGUAGCACUUGGUUGAGCCUCCCCUCAAGGAACGUGGGUAAUUUGUCCGACACUCAAACGUCCAUGUUGAUAUUUAAAUGCUGUCGUAGCAAAUGUUUCCAUGGCUUGUCAACUUUCAGCACUAUGUAAGCUAUAUGACUAACCCCUCGUGGAUUUGCUCCAGGGACAACGUUUACUGAAUUUGUCCAGGCACUGAUUGUAUGUUUGAAUGUAAAUACAUUUACAACUCGAGUUGUGUCUUAGUGCACCAACAAAGUAAUAGAAGCAUGUUCUUUCUGUCUUCGCUGUUUCUCGCCCUCUCCCUUUCUCUUCUGUUACCUCUCUGCAUUUGUGGCGGUCAAAAUGUUAAGAUGUGGCGUGCGGUACGGGAGGCCUAGAGGACGAGGAAUGAGAUAGUUCAACACGUUAUGUACUCGCAGUAUGUUGGUGAUUUUAUUUUUUCGUUUGGGGAGAACACAGUAUUAAAAUAUUUUAGAAAAGUCA
Messenger RNA from Scophthalmus maximus (turbot), 7957 nucleotides. It is a transcript of the gene mtus2a, whose product is annotated as microtubule associated tumor suppressor candidate 2a. The transcript is spliced from 16 exons. Lineage: Eukaryota; Metazoa; Chordata; Actinopteri; Pleuronectiformes; Scophthalmidae. The record is from RefSeq and is a predicted model, not a curated record. Bases 535 to 4866 code for a protein of 1443 amino acids. Gene Ontology annotation, molecular function: microtubule binding. Gene Ontology annotation, cellular component: cytoplasm; nucleus.